AUGCCCAAAAUCACCAAUGUUGUUGCCAUUGCGGAUUUAAACACUAUCCUGGACCUGAAAAGAAUUGAAGAACUCCUUCCUAUGGCACAAUACAUUCCACAAAAGUUUUCGGGCCUGCUCCUGCGAAUCCUUUAUCCCUACAAAGCGCACUGCCAGCUGUACCAAAACGGUAAGAUUACCGUUAAUGGUGCGCGGUCUGAACCAGACGCCCGGGAGCUGGUUCAGCGUUUCGCCAAAAUUCUGGCUAGUAUUGGUUUUACCUGUACGGUUACUAACUACCGUGUGGUGAAUAUUGUUGGCAAUCAUGCAUUUUCUAACCGUUUGCAUAUUGAAAAGUUUAGUACGUACUUUCGUUUGGAGUAUACUCCUGAAUUAUUCAGUGGUUUGGCCAUUAAACUGAAUGUUGGACGUGCAGUGCUUUUUCCAUCGGGUAAAUGUAACUUUUUGGGUUUGAAACAGUCUGCUCAUUUGUCAGAAGCGGUACGCGAGAUUCAGGAAAUGAUCGAUGAAUUUAAUAAAUCAUUGCUCUAA
Messenger RNA from Paramacrobiotus metropolitanus, 531 nucleotides. RefSeq names its product TATA-box-binding protein-like. NCBI's taxonomy places the organism in Eukaryota, Metazoa, Tardigrada, Eutardigrada, Parachela, Macrobiotidae. Gene Ontology annotation, biological process: DNA-templated transcription initiation. The record is from RefSeq and is a predicted model, not a curated record. The coding region runs from base 1 to 531 and encodes 176 amino acids. Gene Ontology annotation, molecular function: DNA binding; general transcription initiation factor activity. The transcript has a single exon.